Molecule: messenger RNA, 2095 nt
Organism: Exophiala oligosperma
Lineage: Eukaryota; Fungi; Ascomycota; Eurotiomycetes; Chaetothyriales; Herpotrichiellaceae
Exons: 2
Coding region: 524-1306 (260 amino acids)
Source: RefSeq, a predicted model, not a curated record
GUUCUUCUCGCCUCUCAGAAUCUUGGUAAUUACGGGUUCUCGGUUUCCCCAGUUCAGACUCUCUCGCCCACUCAUCCAUCCAUCUCAUCCGUACUCGUACGGAAACACAUCCAUCUCUUCCCAUCUCAUCGUCCAUUCGCUACGAUUCGAUCCAGUCGAAUCAACUCUCAUCUAUUUAUCUCGCUGCCAUCCAUCCUCCACGUGAACGCAAUUCCAUCGUUUAACCAGAGCAUGUAAAUCAUGCAUUGACCGUUCAACGGAGUGUACAAGUCUACGACCGGUCUCUGUUGCUCGCUUAUUCCUCCAGCGGGCUAGGUCGCAUCCGAUCAUCUGUCACAGUUGCUCCCUGCAUCCAUUCCCCGUUCAAGCUGGAUCUUGCGACACCUUCGAUCAAACACUGCCAACUUGCCGCAUCUACUGUCGCUCUCUUCACACUCCGACUGCUGCGUGUCCCAGUCCCCGGCCGAGAGAAUAGCAACUUCGUUUUCCUCCUUAUUCCCAACUGUGGGAACGAUUCGUGGCAAUGAGUCCAUGCAACACCGCCGAACAGCCUGAGGCCCGAUCUGCUGCUCAAGACAUUCCUCAACCACCACGCUCGCAAGAAGAAGCGACCACAUUUACUCCCGUCGAGAUGUCUAGUCUACACAAGAACAACGUCCCCACCUCCGAACCGGAACCUUCCUCCUCAUCACAACAAGACACAACCUCGGCGGAGGCCUCAAUGAGCGGGCCUGUGAGAACAGACACAAACACCGCCAUUGAACAAUCCAUGCAACCUCCUCCGCCGCUUCCUCCCCCAGCAGUUCCCGAGUCGCAGCCUCUUUCGCGGACACAUACAACUGCGAUUGGUCCAUCUUCAGAUUCACCAGUCGUGCCGGCAAAGGAUGUCGAGGUGACCGGGCCGGUUUUGGUGGUGACAUUACUUCUCACAUCGGGAGCGAGACACCCGUUCAGACUAGACAACAAAUAUCUGAUCAAGAGGAAUGUGGAAGUGGCUGAAAACGACCCAUUCAAUCUCAGUGUAUACAAAUUAAAAGAGCUGAUACUUCGCGAAUGGAGAGAGGAAUGGGAGACAAAACCCAGCAGUCCAAAUUACAUCCGAUUAAUUAGCAUGGGCAAGAUGUUGGAUGAUAAGGCAUCCUUGAAAGAUUACAAGUUUGGCACGGAAUCACCAAAUGUUCUGCAUAUGACAAUCAAACCCCAAGAUUACAUUGAAGACGAGGAUGCUAAGGGCGGCAAGUCCUCAAUGGCCGGGAACCGCGAAGCUGAGACCAGGAGCCCAGGUUGUCGAUGCAUUAUAAUGUGAUGGACUUGGCUCGAUCAGAGUACAAGCUCAUUCGAACUCGACGAAAUUUGGCACACCAGUCUUGAAUGUCCUCACUCAUAUUCGAUGCAACAUCAAUGCCUUGGAGUCGACUGUGUCGAUGCAAACUUUUGCUUUGGUGUUAAACCUGGGGCGAGGCGUUGGGUGGACGGAUGCGAUUAUCUUUCCGUUCUGCUGGAGUCUUUUCCAUAUGUGGACAAGGAGAGGCAGUCAGUUUUCUUUUUCUCCUUCUAUUACCGCCCCGGUCUCGUCUGGUACUCGUGUGGCGGUCGGUGCCCAUAUUUUUUCCUUUCUUUUUUCUCUUCUAGAUCAGCGCUCCUUUUGGCGGUGAAAUGGGCGGUGGCAGAAGAUAGACGGCGCGUGUGACGACAAAUGGAGGACAGAGUGCUGCAGACGUGCGUGGAAGGUCUCGCUCGACAAGACUGUAUAUAAAGACCAGGACCUGGAAAGGGCCGAGAUAUGCCACUGAGCUUUGAAAAAUUGAUUUGGGCCCAGGACAAUGUUUGGGGGAAACGGGAGUUGUUGCGCUGCGGCAGUCGUACAGUAUUCAUCAUCAAUUUUUUGAGGUCAUGGAGCGAAUAUACUUUUGCUUUGAGAAGAGCACAACACAACCAAGAUCACCCAAAACCCUUGAUUUUUCCGAGCCGGCUCUCUGCGGAUAGCUGAAAGCCCGUUUUACCUUUUCGUCUUUAUGAGGGUUUCGAACUGUGGAAAAUGAACGGUAAUGAUUUGUAUUAACUACUCGUGUGACACUCAAGAUCAGACCAGCGG